Helobdella robusta is the source of this 402-nucleotide messenger RNA. RefSeq lists its product as hypothetical. The record is from RefSeq and is a predicted model, not a curated record. The transcript has 2 exons. Bases 1 to 402 code for a protein of 133 amino acids. NCBI's taxonomy places the organism in Eukaryota, Metazoa, Annelida, Clitellata, Rhynchobdellida, Glossiphoniidae.
AUGUAUGUUUCAACCACGUCAUCUUCUAAAAAAACUCACAUUGCCCACGGACUACAUUCUAAUAGUUUAUGCUCCAUUACGAUAAUAAAUAAAUGUAUUCAAAGAAAUGCUUUUUUUGGUCACCCAGAAAAUAUUCUAACAGCAAUCUGCUUGAUGACAGAGAUAAGAGAACUUGCAGCCGGACGAAUUAAAUGUGCAAGAAAAGCCACAGCACCUGGUGAAGGUAAAAUCAGAAAACUUCAAUGUCCUUCUCUUAACUUUGAGGCUGCCGAAUACUAUUGUCUUCUAAAUUGGCAAGACGUUCCAAGAACCUCGCCACCUAUGCUACGAGAUAUAAGUGAUGACAAAAUUGAAGCAGCAAUUAAAGUACCUCGGAAGUGGACACUAAAAAAAUAUCCUUGA